Pristis pectinata (smalltooth sawfish) is the source of this 6399-nucleotide messenger RNA. It is a transcript of the gene rnf217, whose product is annotated as ring finger protein 217. Lineage: Eukaryota; Metazoa; Chordata; Chondrichthyes; Rhinopristiformes; Pristidae. Gene Ontology annotation, cellular component: cytoplasm; ubiquitin ligase complex. The record is from RefSeq and is a predicted model, not a curated record. Gene Ontology annotation, biological process: ubiquitin-dependent protein catabolic process; positive regulation of proteasomal ubiquitin-dependent protein catabolic process; protein polyubiquitination. The transcript is spliced from 6 exons. Bases 287 to 1876 code for a protein of 529 amino acids. Gene Ontology annotation, molecular function: ubiquitin conjugating enzyme binding; zinc ion binding; ubiquitin protein ligase activity.
UCUAGGAAAUAGUCUGCACGGUAAUUUCAGGGGAGCUCCGGGUUUAUGAAACCGUGCCGAAUCUGUCUUUUGUAAAUCGGAGUGAAAUUGGAGUGUGUCCCGAGAAAGAAUACUAAGGGAAGAGGAAAGACGACGUUCCUGAAAUCUUGCAUUUAAAAGGCUUGAUUUCCAAUCCUUCCUCCUUAAAAAAAAGUGAACGAGUGAAUGUUUUCAGUGGCGAUUGUGAAGAAAGGGGGAGUGGGACCCGGAAGCAGAUGCAGGACUAAGCUUGUUUCGAGCUGUGCCUAUGGGAUUGGAGUCAGGAAUGGAAGAUGAAAGUGUAAGAGAUGGGGGAGACAUGCUUACGUCCAGCGAAAUCGGCCCGGCCAUGGAGCGCCCACCCCAUGCAAUGGAAAGCCCUGAUGUUGUUGCAGCCGGCCAGCCGCCUAAUGAGGAGCGUUCCGCCCGGCUCGCGCCCGCACUCGGGCGCUGCCCUCCGCCCGCUGACCAGCGCAACAAUGAGGAGCGUUCCACCGGGCUCGCGCCCGGGCGCUGCCCUCCGCCCGCUGACCAGCGCAACAAUGAGGAGCGUUCCACCGGGCUCGCGCCCGGGCUCGAGUCUCGCCCGCCGUCCGCUGAGCCACACCACCAUGAGCGUUCCACACGGCUGGCGCCCGGGCUCGGGUCCGGGUCCUGCCCGCCGCCCGGGGGCCAGCAGAACAAUGAGGACUGUCCCCCGCCAGCCGCCCAGCAGGCACACCUGCAGCCGGGGUCGGAGCUUUCGCAGCACGUCUACUGCACUGUCUAUUGCGUGGAGAAUGAGAACAACCAGCACUCGGCGCUGGAAGGCGAAGGUGAACAGACCAAUUACCCUUCUGACUCGGGCCGAUCCACACCGACUGCCCUCAGUCGCCGGACGGAUCGGGACAGCACACAUUCCCCGACACCAGUAGGACCUUCCAUUACGGAACCCUUUAACAUCUCGCGGCAGAUCGACAUUAAUUCACUGGGAAACCUUUACGUUGGAGAGUAUAAACACUUGGUUAUUUUGACCUGUCGAGUUUGUCUGGAUGAGAAACCCAUCCGACCACUUCCUUGUUGCAAGAAGGCUGUGUGCGAGGAGUGCUUGAAGAGAUAUCUCAGCAAUCAGGUGCAGUUGGGAAGAGCAGAGAUAAAAUGCCCUAUUACUGAAUGUAGCAAAUAUAUGGAUGAAAGCACUGUCAUCUCCAAUUUGCCUCAUGAUGAUAUUGUCAAGUACAGUUACUUCCUAGAGCUGAGCAGGGUGGAUUCCAGCACAAAACCCUGUCCUCAAUGCAAGCAUUUCACUACUUUCAGACGGAAGAGCAACAUUCCAACCCCUACAAAAUCAGAGAACAAGUUCAAAAUUCAGUGUCCUGUGUGCCAAUUUGUUUGGUGCUUUAAGUGCCACUCUCCUUGGCAUGAAGGUUUGAACUGCAAAGAAUACAGAAAGGGUGAUAAGCUGCUACGUCACUGGGCCAGUGAGAUUGAACAUGGGCAAAGAAAUGCUCAGAAAUGUCCAAAAUGCAAGAUUCAUAUCCAGAGGACAGAAGGUUGCGAUCACAUGAAUUGUUCACAAUGCAACACUAACUUUUGCUAUCGCUGUGGGGAGACAUACCGGCAGCUUCGAUUCUUUGGCGACCAUACUUCCAAUUUAAGCAUUUUUGGAUGCAAGUAUCGCUACCUCCCUGACAGACCACAUUUACGAAGAUUAGUUCGUGGUUCUGUCUGUGCUGGAAAGUUACUCAUUGCUCCCCUGAUGCUGGUUUUGGUUGUGGUAGUAGGAGCCAUAGCAUUUGUAGUAGGUUUGUUUAUUUUUCCUAUCUAUUACAUUUGUAAGAGGCAGAGGAAACGGUCGCAGACUGGUAUGUUUACGUAAAAAAAGUCUCAUUUACACGGGUAAUGACGGAUGUGUCAGGGUCCUCACAGAACUCUGCAGUGAGAAGCAAUAGCACGUAAUUAACAACUAGAUAUCGAACAAAUGUGAAACUGGGAAUGUUGCCAUGAAUUAUUUUUGGCCAUAUUACCAAGCAGUACACCAUUCUCAGAAUACUUCCAAAGAUCUGGCUUCAAGCACUGUGAUGUACAACUCAAGAAAGAAGAAAAUAAUCUUUUUUUUAAAUGGAUGAAUCAGGAGUGAAAGAUAACAGUGCUGAAGAAGAGGCUGUUUAACCAUUUUGCACAUGUUAGUUAUAAUCAUGGAUGGUGUGAGCCUCUGGCAAUGUUUGCACUUCCUGUAUUGUCCUAACACUGUCUUAAAAUCUCAAUUUCUGAAGAAUACUUUUCUCUGCACUAUAUGACAUUUCUGUUCCUUUUGUAAUGAAAAAAUAUCAUCUCAAGGAAUACUUGUGUGCUAUGUGCUCCACUUCAUUAAAGUCUCAUUUAUUUGGAUAUUUCAUCCAAUUGUUAACAGCCAUCAUUUAUAGAAUUGCAAUUGUAAUUCAGCUCAAUCCAUGAAGAGUUAAAUUGUGGUGUUUUAGAAGACAACCCAAAUUGACUCUUCCAUUUAGUCCAAAGAGCAAGCAGACCUGAUCGUUAUAAUACCCAAGGAGUUUAAAUUUUAGCCAAAAUAAUGUAUAUAGUAUGUUUUUUUUUCCUAAAUGAAGAGCGCCCUUGCUUUAUUUUAGUAGUGGGAAUUAUUGGAAACUGGUUGAAGCUAACUUGUUGCUGAAAUGUGAAUGGCAGAGAUCUUGCAAAAAGCAAACUUUGAAUUAGUUGCCAAUUAAAUGAAUGGUGUCAUCAAUAUUUAAAAGUUAGCUGUUGGGGACCAGAAGCAGUAGAUGUAAGUUAUUUAAAGUAUUAAAGAAAUUUCAAAAUAAAAUUUGGUUUUGGGUUUUAACAAUCCACUUCUGUAGCUUUGAUCACUGGUCACAGAAAGGCUCAAGUGUAUCAAUGAGCACUACUUGCUUCUCCUCUAGGGACACCCAGGCAUGGAUAGAGCAAGAGACCUGGUGUGCCAAGUGCGCUCUCCCCAUCCUGGACCCAUGAGUAGUCACAGUAUAUUGAGUGAAAAUAUGAGUUCAUGGCAGCCUGUGAUUUUUCCAUUUAGCUAAAUUGUCUCAUGCCAAUUGUGACUAGCUCCCAGGAGAGUGGAAGAGGAGAAAGUUCUUACUCCAGCAGUUUGCAUUCCAUCUAACAUCAUAAAUUGAUGCCAUCAUAAGGUAACUUUUCGUGCCUUAUUAACUUUUUGUUUAGAGAGGAGAAGAUCCCUCUGCUGCUGAUAGCCAUGAUGUAUGUAAGAUAUAGUAUAUUAAUUCUAUUCUGUUAUAAGGUGAGUCACUUGAUUGUCAUAUCAUAAUUUUAAAACAAGAAAACUUAAUGUUGAGUUUUGCAGAAAACUGCAAAACAGUUGUAAGUUUGAUGUUGUGGUUUUGCUAGAAAUGUUUCUUCAUAGUUUUAUUUUAACUACACAAGAAAUAUAUAGAGCAUCCAGUACCUCCUUUCACUAGCUGAUCCAUUAAUAUUAUCAGAAAAAUAGUUCUCCUGAUAAUGCAAUACCUCAGAGUCAUUUGUACUUCUCUCUUUAAACCAAUUAAAAGGUCAGUACUUUAUUUUAAUUCAUCAAAACUCUAUGCUGAAAUGUUUAAAAAAUGAAUGUUUUCUAAAUACAGUUUAAAUAUUAAUUUUAGCAGAUUAUUUUUCAAUUAAGUCAAUAAGAACCUCAGUAUUAAAAUUAUCAAUCAUAUCCUGCACACCUGGUGUAAUUGGCAUUCUUUUACCGGAUAUCAAAAAGUAGCUUGUGAUUACAGACAUUUAAUUCUAUAACUUCUAAAAGCCCAAAAGAGUACUUAUUAAAAAAAAUUGAUAGAUACAGUUGGUCACUAUAACCCCACUAAGGCUUGGCAUCCAGUAGUGUAAACAUCUCUUUGAGUGUAAAAGAAUGUUUCAGUGAUUGGCUGAUCAUCAUGAUAAAAUUAUACAAGUUGGGCAUAAAUUAUUGUUAUAGCUUCUGUAAAGUAUAGGAGCAGUUUAGAUACAAUCCAUAAAAUAUUUAGUGGUGAUAAAGACUCAAGUUCUAGAUACCUCUUUGGAAAUAAUGCUGAGAAAAUAAUGAGCAAUGGAUUAGCAGAUCCAUGAGGAAACCAUACUUGCACUGAGCAUGGGAUAGAGAUCUAGGGCAGCACAAUUAAAACUUCCUGUGAUGCUGAACUCCCAACAAGGAAGCAUAGGUCAUGGAAUUAACCUAUAAUCUACAUACAUUUAAAAGCAACAUUCUUUCGGUUGAUUUGUUUUUAUUAUCCACUGCACCUUUAUCAAGAUUGACAUAAUUACAUUUGUAAACAUUAACUCAGAACUGAAAGGACCUCCCUUGUAUUUGCAGACUUUUAAAAUUAUUACAUGAUGUGGAUUUUAAUAAAACUUUGGAUAUUUUCGUUUAGUUCUGUGAAGUCAUGUAAAAUUAGUGAUGAUGGUUCAGACCUUAAUGUUUUUGUUCACAUCUCUUCACACCACAUAAACAUGAGAGAAAUAAGUCCAUCACAUUCAGAGAUGUUUAAUAAUCUUUGAAAGUCAUAUGAAUAGUUAUUGUAUAACUGUGCACUUAUAGUUUAAACAAUUUUCUCCUCCUAAAAAUAACAUUUCACAACUUUGAAAACAGGAUAAAAGUUUUACCUGCACCAUGCCUGGGUAGUAAUUUGUCAAGUUGUAAAUUUUAGAAAAUUUGAAAUAAAAGUUAACCUGAUUCUAUUACAGGCAGCAAUCAAUUCCAGAUUUUCUGUGUGCAAAAUCUGAAAAUUUGCCGCAAUGAGUAAUAUGAGAAACCAUUCAUUUUCGAUUUACAUGUUCAUUUGUUCUUGCUUUUAUCUCCAAGAUAUACAUCCCCAUGCUCUUGUCUCUGAGAUGUCUAUGUCAAUAUCCAUAUCUUAAGUGAUACCUUUUCUCUUCACUCAACAGUCUCCAAGGUCCAUCAUUUUUCAUUGUCUUUCUUCCCAUUUGUUCCCCUUAAUUUGAAAGCCAUCCUGAGCAACCUUAAGUACAUUUCUGCCUCACCGAUGUACCUUGUAUCAUUGUCAACAAAUUUGCACAGGAUUGGUCGAAUUGGUUUAUUUACUCAGGGAAUGAGUUGGUUCCACUUUGAACAUUCUUGGAGAAAAACCUUGCCUGCUUGUAAAUUAUAUUUAAAAAGAAUCCCUGCAACUUUAUAGAAGUUAGUAUUUUGGCCACACUAGAUAGAAAUGAUGGUUAGGCAUAGAAUACAGAAAUAUCCUCAAGGAUUUUCCUGGUUGACCUGCAUAACCACAACAGAAGAUCUGUUUGUUCUGUUCAUAAGAAGGUUUCUCAUCAUGAUUGUAGCAGCCAAUCAGGAGGACUCCCAAGCAAAUUACUUUUUUGUAAUUGUGCAGGCUCCUCGCCUCUUUUUAAAAAGCCAUUCUGGCUUGUCUUAGCUGGUACAAGACUGGCAUGAGAAAUGAACUAAAAUUUGAAAUUGCUAAUAAUUUGAGAAAAGAGAAUUAAAUUUUUUUUUUAUCUAUUAAGGGACUAAUUUAGCAAAACCACAGCCCACAAAGACAUUUUGUACAGUACUUCCUCUUUCAAUCAGUAAUGUUCUGCUCAGGUCAUUUUUUUUUGUUCUAUUUCCUGUUGUGUGUCCUUUAUAACAAGAAUUAAUUUUCUGAAAAAUGUUACAAGGUUAACUGCAAGAGCAAACUUGGUAACUGAACAGUUACAGAUUUUAUUAUUUAAGUGAUUUUUAAUGUAGGCAGUAUUUUUCUGUUUCUAAAUAGUUGCAGAAGAAUGAAAACUGCACAGUGCCCUUAAAUGUUUGUAAGUAUUAAUAGACAAUUCAUUACCAAAGGAUGUGCCUUUUUUAUUUGACAUGGUUUCAUCAUCUUUUCACUAAGAAAGUUGCAUAAAAUAUAGCUACAGCUAUUUAGCAAUGAUCCAGAAUGCAAACACAUAAAGAUAUUCCUAUUUUAAUGCCAAUUUAAAUUUCCUUUUUUUCCCUCACCACCACCACAUCCAAGCAUAAGAAAGCAGAGAAAAACUUGAAACUAGAGGUACUUUGCACUUGUUUAUUGGUCUUCUGUCAAUUUUAGGAUCCUGCUGGCCAGGGUCAGGGAAAAAGUCAAAAAUUUUACUUUUACAACUGUUUCUGUGGAUUGUGCUGAGAAAGUAUAUUUAAGCUUAUUCACAUUAAUUUUGUUUAGUUUUUAAAAAAGGGAAAUGUAGUUGUUAAGCCAAUUCCAUAAAAACCACUACAUGAAUCAGAGAAUGAAAGUUACAGUGCAUAAAUUCUAUGUAAAUGUGUCUGAUUAAUGGCUCAUCUGCAUUUAACAACUAGAAAUAACAGCUUGGGUAGUUCAUGUGACGACUGGAGCAGAAACAACUACCAGUACUACUUCUGAUAGCUUUUUUGUGCAAAACAAUAGCUGAAAUAAUGUGAUUAAGUAUAUCAAAUGUACU